Raphanus sativus (radish) is the source of this 586-nucleotide messenger RNA. RefSeq lists its product as uncharacterized. The record is from RefSeq and is a predicted model, not a curated record. NCBI's taxonomy places the organism in Eukaryota, Viridiplantae, Streptophyta, Magnoliopsida, Brassicales, Brassicaceae. The coding region runs from base 34 to 468 and encodes 144 amino acids. The transcript has a single exon.
GGAGAAGCCAAAAAGUCUUCGAUAUAUAUUCGUAUGGUAUUGUUGCAUCACCACCGUCUUCCUGGAAUCUCGAUCGCCACAUCGCCGGAUUACAAUCGCCUCCGUAGAAGCCUUCACGAUGUGUUUUUGAGCAUGAGAUUUGGAUUGACGCGAGAUCUCCCUCUGAAACGAUCAUCAUUCGCCUACUAUUCCUCCGGAUCUCGAGAACGACAGACCAUCGCCAUGGCGACCAAGAACGACACGACUUCGACUUCGACGGAGGUGAAAGAUAAGGUAGUGGAGGAGAAGAAGGAUAAGGAUAAGAAGGAGGAGGAGGUAUCGCUCCCACCGCCGCCGGAGAAACCAGAGGCUGGAGAUUGUUGCGGUAGCGGCUGCGUCCGAUGCGUUUGGGAUGUGUAUUACGAUGAGCUCGAAGAAUACAACAACAAGCUCUCUGCUUCCACUCCUGGAGAUACUAAAUCCAAUUGAUUGAAUUGCUUUGUUUCCUGAUUGUUACUGUUAAACAAUUGCUUUGUUCGAAAAAAUAAAGAUUGGCCAAAGUACACUGAUCGACCAUUUUUCAAUUAAAAUGUUUCUGUUUUUUUCA